UGGGUAUCGGGUGAGGGGGCAGGGUGGCUCCUCAGAGCGAGGGUGGGAGUCGGGCUGAGGAACCCAGCUCUGCUCAGCUGCCACUGCCCAGACCCCUGGGCCCCUCCUCAUGGCGGAGGAGAGCUUCCCCUUCACCUCCUCCACUCUGCGCUCUCUCCGCCUGCAGCGGGAGUGGCUGGAGUGGGAGGACCGGCGGCGGGCUGCGGCCCGGCAGUGCAGGAGCCACAGGUGCCCCCCAAGUUCCCGGGCCCACCUCACUAGGCCACGCCGCUCCUGCCGAGACCCAGCUGUCCACAAUGCCCUGUUCUCCGGCGACCUGCAACAGGUCCAAGCUCUGUUCCAAGAUGAAGACACUGCCAACAUGAUUGUGGAGACCGUGAGCAAUCAGCUGGCCUGGUCGGCCGAACAGGGGUUCUGGGUGCUGACCCCCAAGACCAAGCAGACAGCACCCCUCACCAUCGCUGCGGCCCGAGGCUACACCGACUGCGCCCGCCACCUGAUCCGGCAGGGAGCUGAGCUGGAUGCCCGGGUCGGGGGCCGGGCCGCCUUGCAUGAGGCCUGUGCCCGGGCUCAGACCGACAGUGUACGGCUGCUGCUGACCUUCGGCGCUAAGGCCAACGUGCUGUCUGAAGAGGGCAUGACCCCCUUGCACCUCUGCACAUCCCCCGAAUCCUUGCAGUGCGCCAAGCUGCUGCUGGAGGCAGGAUCAACGGUGAACCUGGCAGCGCAGGACAGCGAGAUGACGCCCCUGCACGUGGCAGCAGGGCGUGGCCUGGAGGAGCACGUGGCUCUCUACCUGGAGCACGGUGCCGACGUGCGCCUGCGCACCAGCCAAGGCGAGACGGCCCUGAACGCCGCGUGCGCUGGGGCCGAGGGCCCGGGCUGCGGCCGGCGGCACCAGGCGGCAGCGCGGCGGCUCCUGGAGGCCGGCGCUGAUGCCCGGGUGGCCGGGCGCAAGCGGCACACGCCGCUGCACAACGCCUGUGCCAACGGCUGCGGAGGCCUGGCUGAGCUGCUCCUGCGCCACGGGGCCUGCGCUGGAGUACCCAACGGGGCGGGCCACACACCCAUGGACUGCGCGCUGCAGGCCAUCCAGGACGCCACCAACUGGGAGCCCGACGUCCUCUUCGCGGCGCUGCUGGACUACGGGGCCCAGCCUGUGCAGCCUGAGAUGCUGAAACACUGUGCCAACUUCCCUCGGGCCCUGGAAGUCCUGCUCAAUGCCUACCCUUGUGUCCCAUCCUGUGAUACCUGGGUCGAGGCAGUGUUCCCAGAGCUGUGGCAGGAGCACGAAGCCUUCUACAGAUCAGCCCUGUGCAUGGUGAACCAGCCAAGGCGCCUGCAGCACCUGGCCCGGCUGGCUGUGCGUGCUCAGUUGGGUAGCCGCUGCCGACAGGCUGCUGCCCGCCUCCCACUGCCCCCGCUCCUCAGGGAUUACCUGCUGCUGCGUGUGGAGGGGCGCAUCCAGUGAGCCCCACACCUGGCUGCUCCCACAACUUGUGUCCUGCCCCUUCCACCUGUUGUCACUCCCCCUCCAACCCUAGAGGACCAGUCCCUGGCCCUCUUGUCCAUACUCUGCAUGCCUUCCUGGGAGAGCUCAUCCCUCUACUGGCUUCUUGAGCCACCUGCUGACCUCCAGCUCGAUUUGAGCUUCAGCUCCUCUCACCAAUGGGAAGGUCUGAGGACUCAGCCUUCAGCCACCUCCUCCUCCUGUGCCUAAAUGGAUGAUGGUCCCUCUAUCCACCCAGGCCUUGAGCCAGGAGGCGGUGAUUCUUCUUGCUCACUCCCCCAUCCCCACCACUACCCAUGUACCUGUUCAGCCUCCUAAAGAGUGACAGACUCGAGAACCAGCUCUGAUGGCCUAGUGGUUAAAGUUCUGCAUGCUCUGCUUCAGUGGCCCAGGUUUGGUUCCUGGACAUGGAACCACACCACUCAUCUGUCAGUAGCCAUGCUGUGCCGGCAGCUUACACAGAAGAACCAGAAGAAUUUACAACUAUACACAACUGUGUGCUGGGGGGGGGGGGGGGGAAGAUUGGCAACAGAUGUUAGCUUAGGGAGGAAUCUUCCCCUGAAAAAAAAAAAAAGAGUGGCAGACUCUGCCUCAAGCUGCCCUGCUCUGUCACUUGAAGGGAGGACCUCACUGACUGGUCUUGAAGCCCAUGCUCUGCAAAGGAUGCCAGAACGAUCUUUGGGAAUCACAACUCUGAUUGUGCCCUUCAGUGGCUCCUCACUACCUUCAGACUAAAAUCAAAACUCAACAAGUCAGACACAGCUUCUCUUCCCUGCCUCCACCAAGCCCUCUGGCCUCCUGACUCCCCUCCUCCCUUCUGUGAUUCCUGUAAUCCAGCCUUAAUAAACUAGUUACCGGUUGUGAGAUA
Equus quagga is the source of this 2378-nucleotide messenger RNA. It is a transcript of the gene ASB16, whose product is annotated as ankyrin repeat and SOCS box containing 16. Gene Ontology annotation, molecular function: transmembrane transporter binding. The record is from RefSeq and is a predicted model, not a curated record. Gene Ontology annotation, cellular component: membrane; synapse; axon initial segment. Gene Ontology annotation, biological process: neuronal action potential; intracellular signal transduction; negative regulation of delayed rectifier potassium channel activity. Bases 110 to 1471 code for a protein of 453 amino acids. Lineage: Eukaryota; Metazoa; Chordata; Mammalia; Perissodactyla; Equidae. The transcript has 5 exons.